CCAGGGUUGCCAUGGUGCCGCGAAGGGCCGCCGCCGCCAUGGCCAGGGCGCUGCCGGCACCGCCCCCAGCCCGUGUCUUCGCCGAGCUCGACGCGGCCCCGGCCCCGGUCCCGGUCCCGGUCCCCGCCCCGUUGGGCCGCGCUGGGCCUCCGGUGCCGCCCGGGCGGGAGGUGCAUGUCAGCGGCAGCGCGGAGCUGAGCGCCCGCCCGGACCGGGCGCGGGUGUCGCUGCGGCUCGGCAGCCGCAAGGAGGCGGCCGGGGCGGCGCGGAGCAGCGUGUCCCGCCGGCUGGAGUACAUCGCCCACAGCGCCCGCCUGCGCGGCGUCCCGGAAGAAAAUAUGACUGUAACAGAAGAUUUUAGUAGAGUAGAAAAUACUUACCAAAUGGAAGCAGAGGUCAGUAUUAUAUUCAGUGAUUUUGGAAAAAUGCAGACUGUUUGCAAUCAACUCACUGAAAAGUUAGGAACCGCUGUUACCAUCAGUCCACCUCAUUUCUACCAUACACCAGAAGCCAUAGACACCCUUCGCCGUCAAGUAUGUGUUGCUGCUGUUGGAAACACACAGCGGAAAGCUCAGGAAGUCUGUCGAUUGUUUGGCCAGUCACUGGGAAAACCUUUACUGAUAAAAGAAGAAGAAACAAAAGAAUGGGGAGGCCACAUAGACAGUUACCUGCCACGCUCUACUGAUUCACUGACUCUGCAGGAAAGAAUCCAGAGUGCUACUGCUUAUGCAUCUUCUAGAGUGUUUGCUGUGUUUGAGAUAAAGGGAAAAGAAAACAGAAGAAACAAGUUGCUCUAGAAACUUUCAAAUCCUAUACAUUUUCUUAAUAAAAUUUUUAUGCUUUCUUGA
This is a messenger RNA of Chiroxiphia lanceolata (lance-tailed manakin), 848 nucleotides long. RefSeq names its product interleukin 1 receptor associated kinase 1 binding protein 1 (gene IRAK1BP1). Gene Ontology annotation, biological process: immune response; canonical NF-kappaB signal transduction. The transcript is spliced from 4 exons. NCBI's taxonomy places the organism in Eukaryota, Metazoa, Chordata, Aves, Passeriformes, Pipridae. Bases 12 to 797 code for a protein of 261 amino acids. The record is from RefSeq and is a predicted model, not a curated record.